ACUUACAUAUCUAAAUUCCUAGCGGAAUAUAUUUAUCUUAUAAGUAGUUCACAUAUAUAUACAUGUUUGAUUAUACAUAAAUGUAGAAUAUAAUUGGCUGCGAACUGAUAACUAGACUACUAUAUUUGAGUUUGCAGCGAACUGAUAUUGUGCAUAGUAUGGGAACUUCAGAUUUUUCGGAACUCUUCUUAAGUAAGAACUAUAAAACUUUUUAAAAGAACAUCAAUAAUUUUUAAUAUUUAAAUAAAAUAGAUCAUAUUCUUUUUCACAUAGCAAAGUAAUUAUCUGUUUUUAAUGAACAGGCAGAAAUUCUUUUUGACCUUGAUGCAUCAUUUGAAAUUGCAACUGUGAGGCAAGAAGAAGAUAUUUGGACGGUCUGUCUGAGAGCGACAGAUAGAGGAGACGAUGUGGCUUUUGAACAUAUAAUAGGGAACGAUAUAACAGAAACAUUUUUUUUACUUGGAAAAUUGGUAGAUGGAAUGGGUAAAUAUACUACACAGUCAAAUGAAGUUCCAUUUAUGAUACUCGAUGGUAUUAGACAUUUACAUGAAAUAGCUUCUGUUUUCUUUGAGGAGAAAGGAGAUUAUGAUAAAGCAUUAGAAUUUUAUAUGGAAGCAUUAAAAAUGGAAGAGAAAUCGUUGUCUCCCUCUCAUCCCGAAAUAGGUCAUAGUCUUCAUAAUAUUGGAUUGUGUUAUUACAAAAAAUAUUAUUAUAUUAGAACAGAUUGA
Didymodactylos carnosus is the source of this 728-nucleotide messenger RNA. The record is from the annotation of a GenBank genome assembly. Lineage: Eukaryota; Metazoa; Rotifera; Eurotatoria; Philodinida; Philodinidae.